ACAAAAGGUCUGGAGCGAGGCUAAAAAUUUGAGCAAUCCAAUUCCUGCUAGCCUCCCACGCAGACGUUCUUAAGGGUUCGUGACACGUGACAAAACCCUAAGAACGUCUUUGCGGGAGGGUAAAGUCCUGAUCACCAACAAGGAAAUCAAGCUCUCAUAGACGCUGAAAUUACAUCAAGAUUGAGUCCAUCGAUGCGAUGCUGAAGAUAAAAAGAUAGGAGAUGAAUCACCCUUCAAGGUUUGUUAAACUCAACGUUGGCGGUCAGUACUUCACAACAAAUGUGGAGACGCUGAGAAAAGAUCCCAACUCGUUGUUAGCCUCCAUGUUUCCUAGGAAAGCGCAUGCUGUUUUGAUAGCUUCUCAAGACGGUUCGAUCAUUAUUGACCGCGAUGGAACUUACUUCCGGUUUAUACUAAAUUAUCUUCGUAAUGGAGAACUUAUCUUGCCUGAUGGUGCUACAUUCCUAAAGGAACUCAAAGCAGAAGCUAAGUUUUACCAAAUUCAAGGGUUAUUGGAUGAACUGUCGAAGCCUAAAGAACCAAAAGAGUUCGUUGAUUCGUUGAUUUUGACAAAUGAAGAGCAUCGAGUCUUGAAAGGUUGGUUGCCUAUGGCUCUGGUGGGCAAAUGGCGUUUGCUGUUUCGAGCUUCACGAGAUGGCUUUGUUCCUUCAGCAUUUCAUUCCAAAUGCGACAACAAAGGGCCUACAAUCACUGUUGUAAAAAGUGGUGGAAACAUUUUUGGAGGCUUUACAGAGAACGCUUGGACAAGUAAGUUAAAAAAAAACUCACUCCUGAUGAAUGGUUGAGAACUUUAAUUCAAAUUUUAUGCAUGUCGCAUACCCUGUGCAGACAUUUGUGCAUUAAUCCCCCUGUUAAUCACCCUUGUUAAUUUCCUUCCUUAUUUUUAAAUUAUUAUUUCCUUUUUAUUCUGAAGGCUUACACACUGCUCAUUUGGGUACCUAAGCCAUUGACUCGAACUAAUAAACACCGCCGUGGCUAUAACCGGUCCGCAAGGUUUCAAAACACUAAAUGACCGGCAGUCGUAUAUUCUCCGUAAAUUUCGCAAAUCGCAAAAAAAUCCAGCUGAACCAAACUAUCAUAUGUCGAUUAAGAAAAGUCAAGCUAUCCUGAAAUGCUUUAUAGAUCUCAAGUCUAGCGUUUGGUUUACCCUGGGCUCAGGUUUUGAAAAUCUUGAAUUUUCCCGUUACCGGUCGUAUAGCCACAGCGAAUAUAGCCACUGCGAAAAAACACCAGUGCAUAGGAUCGAUUUAAUUGAACUAGGAUAAAAGCAGGAUAUAAGUAACUCCUUUAUAGCUGGCUUUAACUAUUUCUACGUUUCUUACUCAAGGGGAAAACGUUUCGGUAGAAUUAAAAGAAGAUAUUGUCGAUGGCCUCAGACAGAAAUUUCUUAUUCUAUGCAAAGGAGCAGGUCUGGUAUUAGUUAUCUGCGUGGGCAACCAAGCUAAAUAUAGGUUCAGGAACAAUGAAGUGUAAUGGGGCAGAAAAUGUUUGAAAGGUUUACAUUUAAAGAACUUUGAAAUUUAAAUGUGAAAAUGACUGUUUAACACAUAAUGUCUGAAUAUAUAUGUCAGGUAUAAUCACUGUUAUUCACAGGUCCUACUGAUGGUAAAACAGAGGUGUCAUGUCGUCAUGCCUUCCUGUUCACCUUGGUAAACCCAAGUGGCCUGGGACCGACCAAACUGUCGCUCAUCUCUAGGAAGGAAGAGCAAGGCAUCCUUUGUAACAGCAAAUGUGGACCAGUGUUUGGUAAUCGGAUUGGUUGUCAUGACCUAUGUAUAACAGAUGCUGGUAGUUACGGUAGCAGCAACCUCGGCAAUGCCUAUCAGUGCCCACCAGGACAAAAGAGCACGCUCUUCACAGGUGAAGAGAGAUUCCGUGUUGCAGAUUACGAGGUGUUUGGACUCUGCCAGUGACAACUACCAAGCAGGUGAAAUAAACUCUUACAGCUAAAACACUGGAUACUUUAUCUAAAUGUUAUAACAAAGGUAUUUAAUGCGUCAUUAGGGGUGCUAGGUACUCAGGAGAAAUGUGUUUCUUCAGGCUCCUGGUUUCUUUGAUAUUGCUCUGCCGCUUUAAUUUAAGAGAGGUGCAAAGAGGAGCCAAAUCAGAGCCGUAAAUUAACUUGGCUUAUCUCUUUUUAAAUAGGAGCUGAUUUAAGAAUAUUUAAAGUUUCUCAGAGAGAAAUAUUUACCUUGACUUGUCUCCCAGAGUGCGACGUUUUGCAGUAAAAACCUCAACAAUCUAGCGUUUAUUCACUGUAAUUUUCAGGGAGUUAUAAUAGCUCCUCUAGUGGGGCUAAUUUAACUCCUGACAGUGGAGUUAUUUUUCGUGGAGUUAUUUUAACUCCAAAAAGUAGUUUAAAGAACUCUUUUUCAGGAGUAAAAGUGACCCCAGAUAUUGAGGAGUUAAAAUAACCCCCAAAAAGGAGUUAUCCUGUACCUAAAAUUUUUACUCCACUUUCAGAGUUAAAUUAACUCCAAAAAGAGUAAAAACAACCCAUGUAAGGAGUACAAGUAACCCCAUUUCGGAGUAAUUUUAACUCCAGACUGGGAGUAAAAAGAACUCUUUUUCAGGAGUAAAAAUGACCCCAAAUUCGGAGUUAAAUUAGGAGUUAAAAUAACCCCAAAAAAGGGGUUAUCCUGUACCUAAAAUUUUUACUCCAUUUUUGGAGUUAUAAUAACUCCCUAAAAAUUACGGUGUUCCCAUUACUUCUUGAAAGCGUUGACUCUCUUCAUGAAGAAGACUCUCGGGACGUUUUACCAUGUCACUGCAGGCGCUGUGUUUUGUUGUCGUUGUUAAACUGAAAAAGAAAUAAAGGUGAAUGUGUCAGUUGUUUGGUUCGAGAUGGGACUGCAUCCUGAGAUGCUCUAAAAAGAGCCUUUUCAUCCGCCUUUCGUUUGGCUUUGCGACCGACUGAGUGGACUUAAAAAGGCCGCGCAUCAUUUUGUUACUGACUCACGGUCUUGUAUGUUUCUUUCCAGCUCUACAAGGCCAGUAUAAAAGAAAUGAUAACUGAAAACUCCAUUUACCGAAUACCUUAUGAGUACAUCCUAUAUGCUCAUCUCUGAUUCAGUUAGUUUCAGACACGAUGCCAUUCUUCCUGAAAAUGGAUGUAAUACAGUGUCCUUCAUUAACCUCAUAAAGUCUGUUAAAUUAUGCUUAACGGUUAAUUUGCGCAUUCUCGCUGCAAGGUUGGUAGGGGCUUGUUUGACUUUUCUAAAUAUUUGUCUUCUUUUUAAUUGCAGAUGAACUUCAGUUCAUCAGUGUACAUGAGCACGAAAGUAGCGGUGGAUUCAUGUAAGAACCACUCUCAACAUUUUCUUUUACUGGCACAUGGUGCCUUUGAUUGUUAGUAUGGUGACGAUCUAGACUGAAUAUUAAACUGCGAUCCAGUGGUUUAUUAGAAUUUAGAACUGAUCAUAUGAUAAUCUAGUUUUGUAAGUCAAUUGUUGGUUUUCACAUGACGUCACUAAAAUUCAAACUAAAAAACUAUCGAUCCUACCGGGAUUUUACUUUCACGAUGCAUUAGAGCAGCUGAAAACUAAUUUUCAUAGAAAUUUUCGCUUCAAAAGGGUUCUUGGUUUUGUGAUAGAGUACGCUUGAAUUUCUAAGCUUUUGCGUGACGCGGCAUUUACAUGACGACCAAGAGAGCUGUCAUGUAGGUUAAAAAAAUGACUUAUUUCAGGAAAUUUUGCUAUUUAAACAGUUCAUGUAUUAGAAAAAGUAUUACUUUAAUGUUUAUGAGUUUCUCGAAGAAUAAAUUCACGCUUUUCUAGCAAACUCGGCAACAGAUGUUUCUGUUGGUUUCCGUCCGCCAUGUUGGAGCUCAUCCAGGCGAGCACCAGCAUGGCGUAAACAAAAAAAUCUCUAUAAGUAAAACAUUUCUUCGGAUAUCUCGUAUACGAAAUAUUCCUCUGACCUGAAUCUUGGCAAGGGUCUUUGUAUAUGUACGUACCUCCUUUCAUUUCCUAGAUUCUGGACUUUAUCUAUUGAACGGUUUUGAUUUUUAUUUUGAUCUAUUUUGAAUGGUGUGACACUGAAAACCAGCAAUGGUACCUGUAUGAUCUAGCCACCUGUAAAGAAAAAAGGAAGAAAGAGGAAACUAAGUGACGGUCGGUUAUAGCCACUGAAAUGACCUAAAGUGAGAGCACAACACGUGGUAAACCUAUUUAAACACAACCCAACAAUAAGCGUGAUGAACACGCCUGAAUGCAGUACGCAUUACGUAACCUCCAUUCGCACGCAUAAUUCCCAACGCACCGAGCAUAAAUACAUUUAUAAGACAGUUUACGGUAUUCAAGCGUCUGAUCCAUGAUCCCUUAAGUUUCGUCACCAGACACUGCUGCCACGCAGGCUAAGCAGACUGAAAGCCGAGAAUUUAUCUUAGAUCCAAGAAAUCCUUUAACAAACAAAGGUGAUCCAGCAUGUUGACCCCACAUGUUGUUACUGCUGAGGGUGUCUGAAUGCCUGCACAUGCUUUUUAUUCAGAAUAAAGGGAGAUGAAAGAAAUGCUUAACGUAAGUUCUUUAUUCUCUGAAAAAUUUUGUUGAGGUCUCUUUAUUUUAACUUGUACUGCUCUUUGACACCUUUUUUCACGUCUGUCCUAAAGUUUCUUCUUUGAAUGAUAACGAGCUCAUCUGAUCAGACGCUUGAAUACCGUGAACUGUCGCUUAUGAGUCCUGGGCUUAUACAUCUUUGUAAGCGGUUUUAGUAUAUCUUAAGAGGGUUUAUAAACGAAGGGGCUUAUCUACGAGAGAUUCCGAGGGGGGCUUAUAAUCAGACUAGGAGAAAAAGCGUUUCGAAACAAGCUAUUGCAGUGCUGAUCGAAAUACCUUUUGCAUUUCAGUACUGGUUUUUAAUAAGCUUCAAAAAGUCAGGAUAAAUCGAAUUAAUUCCAACACAUUUGAAGGGGGCCUAUAUCCUAAGGAGCUUACAAUCGAAUACCGUAAAAUUCCGAAAAUAAGCCCCGGGGCUUACAUUUUUUUAAAGGCCUUUUUUGAGGGGCUUACAUUCGGGGGUCCUUAUCUACGAAGGGAAAUUUGCGUUUCAAAAUCGAUUGGGCUAGCUUAUAGUUGGAAGGAAUUUACCGUUUUUGCUUUGUUUUACUUGGUAUUUGAGGCCAAUUUCCAAGUACAAGCCCCCGGAGGACUUAUAUUUGAAACGAAGGGUUUUUUGUGUUAAGAGUUUGGGAGGCUUAUAUUUGGAGGGGCUUAUACAUGGAGGGGCUUAUUUUCGGAAUUUUACGGUAUAUUUUUUGUUUACAGGCAGAUGGGUCUGGAGCUACUAAAUAGGCGUCGACAGACAGUGUGCUCGUAAAAGUAGCAUAAUAUGCUGCUAGUAGUGCUCGUACAUUUCUAGAAUUAUGCCAAUAAUUACGCUAGUUUUUGUAAAUUUAUAGCAACCUGCAAAAUGAUGCAGCAGUGCAACCAGUACUUGAAGGUAGUAACCAAGCCUGUGAAUCUGUUAAAUCUUUAAUAAAACGCGAAAACUUCUCAAAACUGUUAUGAAAAUAUUAGCCUGUUCCAGGCUCCGAGAUGGUGUUGGAAAGUCGUUCAGUAAAAAGAAAUGCGAAAAACGCGCGGUGGCUGGGGAGAGACAGGGCGCCACCGCCCCCUUUCCCAAGUCGUGCGCGUCUUAUUUUCGCUUUGCUCGUCUUAAUACGUUCCCACUAUACUAUCUGAGAGCCUGGCAC
Messenger RNA from Porites lobata, 5713 nucleotides. The record is from the annotation of a GenBank genome assembly. Lineage: Eukaryota; Metazoa; Cnidaria; Anthozoa; Scleractinia; Poritidae.